AUGUCUAACCCUUCCUCACCUCUCAGAUACGAUGUCGAAGCUGCCCUUCAACCUCCCGCUCCUAGGGUACGGGUACGGGUCAAAUUCCCCGAUGUGGCCGGUGAUUCCAGCAGCAGUGAGGAUGGAGAUGAGGAUGAUGGUGUAGGCGUAGGUAUCGGCGUACAUACCAGUCCUCCUGGUAUCAGGGACGAUGGUGAAGUACGUCGUAGGGCGCAUCCAUUAACAGCGGAUAUGCAAGAUGGAAGGGAAAGGUUGGAAUGGCAGAGCAUGUUAGCUUCCGUACUCAGCGGAGAUGUUCUCAAAGGUGAAGAGUCACGUCAAGGUGUCAAUCGACCGGAUGAUGAAGCUGUCAGGAGAGAUAUAGCUUCGAGCUUUUGGUGGCAGAUACGUGCCAAGCUACGGGGGAGAACAGAGGAUGAGGAACGUAGAAGAGUAGAGGAGAAACGUGGAAGAUUUGUCGAUAGGGUUUUGGAGGAGAUUGAUAGGUUUCAAGUCAAAAUCUCGACACAUCCUGCAGGGAUGGACCGAAGAUUGUCUGCUGAGAAUGCCAACGACAGAAAACUCAACGGUUCCGAUGAAGUGGAGAAAAAAUAUGAUGCAGAGAUGUCAGCUUUGGAUCAAGUGACAUAUAUAUUGGAAAAACUCAGUGUCAUAGAAACCCUUUAUCCUACUACGGUAGCGAUGCGAGCUGCCAAACCAUUAUAUAAUUCUCCCGAAUUACAACUUCGCGUCGAUGCUUUAACAGCUUGGUCAACAGUCGUCGCUGCACUACAAUCUCAACUCAAGAUCUUACGACGAUGGACAGGUUCAGAAGAAUUGGAUAUCACCAAACCUAAUACCACCAAAGAAAGAGCUUUAGUAGCUAAAAACCGAUAUCAUCCAUUCGACGCUCGAGCUCGUGCUCUGUCCCAAGCGGCUUCCACUUCGGGUACACCGGGAAACGAACAAGCAGCAGAUGAUACUACUUUCUUGGAACGUCUGAUGAAAGAGGAUAAUCUCAAAAAGACCUUUGCUAGAAGGACGAUGGUUGAUAAUUUGGCGGUUAUCGUCAUGGCAAAAGAAACAGUCAUACAACAUUCAGUAGUCUUUGAAGAACUCAAAUUACCAAACUUCGAAUACGAACUAGUUCGUCUCAUCGCUUUUCCAGGAAGACUCAUCAUUGAAGCUUUAAAAGUUCGAUUGGACGCAGCUGGUAAACUGGUUUCACCGAGUCAAAUCGUUAUAGAUGAUAUGCUCAUCAAUUUCAAACUUAUCAUCGGUUUAUCUGUGGUCAUCAAAAAAGAAUACGAAGCUAUCGUAGCUCCUGAUCCUGCGAAUAGAUGGGUUAUACCACAUUGUUUCCCAUCGGAAUACGAUACGAUCUUGACCGAAGGGUUGAAGACUUUCUUCAAAUUGGUACAUUGGAAGUUGAGGUUGGGAUCGAGAACGAUGUAUUUCAGCGAAACAGCCGUUUUGGAAAAAGAAUGGAAGUUUAUGUAUGAAGCGGCUCAGGGGAUACCGGGGGGUGAUACGGUGGUUGCGGAGCAUUUCUGUAACCUCGUCAACAAACUCAUGGUCCGCAUGGGAAACUACUUUGACACUCAACUUCACGUACCUAUACCCAUACCACCCGGAGAGAAACCACGUAAGAAGAGCAUUGAAGAGAGAUUUGGUGGUGAGAAAAGACCUAUGACGACGGAUGAGAUGUUGGUGUGGUUCAGUAAGAUUCUGGAUGCCGUCAAGAUGAGGUAUCGGAAAUUGCAGCGGUUUGCGAGACGCCUAUCAUCCCGCUUUGACAACUCGGCAGAGUAUUCCCUCCCUGACGAUGUGCUUUCCCCCUUUAUCGAUCAACUCCAAGCUACUGGUCAUUUCCUUGUCUACACUCAAGUAUUUGAAGAACGUGGAACCUAUAUCCUCGCAGAUGGUUCACUGUGGAACAAGCCUGAGGCUGUUCGUAAUCUCCUCUCUCGAGCAUUCUCCGCCCGUAUACUCAGUCGAAGCCCUGCCGCCGCCAAUGCGACCUCACCCGCCCCUGAUCCUAACAUCGAAGAGGAUGGCCCAGAUAUGGGUCAGCAUUCCGACGGGGAAGAUUCCGAUCUGGAAGAAUGCGCAGGUGCUUAUCUCCUUCUACUCUCCCCAAGACAGAACUUUGGUUGGCGCGGAGCGAUCAUGACUCUUCCUCAAGACUAUAUCGAAUUCUCUCUCGAAGAUAAUCGCGUUCGUCUGAUCGCCGAUGGACCGACAACACGAUUACAGUUGUGUAAAGAAUUAUUCCAAGCUUCUUUGGAAGAUGUGGACCCGGAUCAACAGCCUGUUCAGAUCGAUUGUCUCGUACCUGCUCAAGCGCAUCUACCGAAGAUUCAAAAAGAACUACGUAAAAUCGCUCGCUCCACCCAACGGUUGAACGAGAGUAUAAUCGAAUCCGCAGCUCAUGUCCGUCGAGCUCUUGGAGGGACCCCAGGGACACAAGAAGAGGUUGAGAAUUGGUAUACCUUCGCAUCCGAUCAUGGACGACGAGUAGCUGUUCAUGUACCCGAUCAAGCCAAAGCUCGAUUCGUCAGACUUCUCAUGCGUCUGGCUAUCAGUUGGGUAUCAUUCAUCUGUGAUAAUUGUGAUCCAACCGAUUGGAGAACAUUCCGAUGGACCGUUAAUGCUUUACGAUACGCUCACACUGUCACCGGAGGUGAAAACAUCUUACAUUUAGAUUCACAAGAAUUCGCUCUAUUAAGAAAAUCCGUUGCUGCACUGGUUUCUUUCCUCAUACUUCAUUUCGACGUCUUAGGAGCUAGAAGUUCUAUGGAAGCCAAGAAAGAAACCGAUAGAGUUGAAGCUAUGCGUAGAUUACAACGUCUACAAGAAAACAAAGAUGAUGAUUUCCUACCUAGAGCAACAUCACCAAUGAACGGAGGUGUGAAACAGCAUAUGGAUAGAUCGAUCAGGAUAUCAUUGGAACAACGUUUAAAUGCUAUUUCAGAAUUAGAAGCUAAACGAAUACAUUUAUCAACAGAUCAACAUUUAACAGGACAAGUUUUAGAUGAACAAGUGAAUGAAGAUAGAGCUUUAGUUUUCUUAGCUGCUAGUUCUAGUAAUAUUGCUUUGAGAUGGCAACAAGGAGCUUUUAUAGGUGGUGGUGCAAACGGUAAUGUUUAUAUUGGAUUUAAUCUUGAUUCAGGUGGUAUAAUGGCUGUGAAAGAAAUCAGAGUACAGGAUUUUAGUAAUAGUCCUCAACUUUAUAAACAGAUAAAAGAUGAGAGUGACGUGAUGAGUAUGUUGAGUCAUCCAAAUAUUGUUGAAUAUUAUGGGAUUGAGGUCCAUCGUGAUAGAGUAUACAUCUUUGAAGAAUAUUGUGAAGGUGGAUCUCUGGCUAAUCUUCUGGAACAUGGUAGAGUGGAAGAUGAAGAGGUUUGUAUGCUCCAAGCUCUCCGUGUCGUUCACUCCAUCUACACAAUUGGCUCCAUGCUCUUAGCUCUUGCUCUAGGUGCUAUCGUCAUCGUCAAAGGGAACCGAACCAUGGCCCGAACUCGCGCUCCCACACCGAACGAUGGGAUGGACGGAUUCAUGAAUUCUCUAGCUGGAACACCCAUGUAUAUGGCCCCUGAAGUUAUCAAGAAUGAAAAGAGCGGUAGAUUGGGAGCUAUGGAUAUCUGGAGUAUGGGUUGUGUCUUGUUGGAGAUUGUGACGGGUAGGAAACCUUGGAGUAAUUUGGAUAAUGAGUGGGCAAUCAUGUUCCAUAUCGGUAUCGCCACUCAACAUCCACCUCUCCCCGAUCCAAAAGAAAUGUCACAAUUAGGAAUCGAUUUCAUCGAACAAUGUGUAACUCUUGAUCCUGCUGAAAGACCCACAGCUACAGAGUUGUUAUUCCAUCCUUGGUUAGCUUCGAUGGUUCAGGCUAUGGUGAGUUAUCAUGUUGUACUGUUUUUUUUUGUUCUGUUUCUCUCUUCGUCUACACCAUGGAUAUCCUCUCCUUACUGA
Messenger RNA from Tremella mesenterica DSM 1558, 3951 nucleotides. RefSeq lists its product as uncharacterized. The transcript has 9 exons. Bases 1 to 3951 code for a protein of 1316 amino acids. Lineage: Eukaryota; Fungi; Basidiomycota; Tremellomycetes; Tremellales; Tremellaceae. The record is from RefSeq and is a predicted model, not a curated record. Gene Ontology annotation, molecular function: protein kinase activity; ATP binding. Gene Ontology annotation, biological process: MAPK cascade; protein phosphorylation.